Molecule: messenger RNA, 958 nt
Organism: Spodoptera frugiperda (fall armyworm)
Lineage: Eukaryota; Metazoa; Arthropoda; Insecta; Lepidoptera; Noctuidae
Exons: 4
Coding region: 63-761 (232 amino acids)
Source: RefSeq, a predicted model, not a curated record
GUUUGGAAAACUUAUAUUGUUAUGAAAUAAAAUACACAUCAGAAAGCCCUAAAAACCAGAAAAUGUCGGACAUAGAAACCAGACUGGAGGGAAUGCUCUUUGACUUCCAAACUACAUACAAAACUGACUACCGUAGGGGUCAGAUUCGAACGCCAGUGUUAACAAAAUACGAGGAGAAACCUAGAUGCCUACAAGUUAGGCCUCCGCCCUUGAAAGACAUCCACACGCUGACUGCUUGGAAGUCUACGCCUGUCCCUUUUAGCUUAUUCCAUAAACCACAUCCUAUUCUUCAUAAGGACCCAAAUAAAGUUCAGGAGCCUUAUGUAAAACAACCAGACAAAGAGCUAGCGCAGGUAAUAAAAACCCGUCCCCGCAUAGUGAUGACUCCCGCAGUCAGCGUGGAUGACAUAGAGGAUCCGAAGGCGAGGGAGAUCCUCUGCGAUGCCAUGUACACCAGCACUGUCGCCAAAAUGUACAGGGAUGCCGUCUCUAAUUAUGUCAAUAUGAAAGCGCCGCUGUGUCCGUUGCCUGUACCAGCUAAUCCGGUGACUCUGCCGCGCCUUCAACCCCCGUACGUGUCUCCGGAGUGGAGGAUGGAGACGGUAUCCUGGGACAAGCAACAACUGAGGAGCUACUGUGACCCUACCAAGGAGUUCUGGCUGCGGCAGAAACCAUCUAAAUGCAUUCCUUGCGAGGAGACAGCAGUAAUGGCUGCACAUCGCAAACUUAAACAUCAGAUGGCAUGGGCAAACCGCAAAUGAAGAUAUUCAAGGACACACUUAUCUAGUUUACAUUUCAUGAAACUAGAAACGAGAAUUCUAUACAGGGUUUUAAGAUUUUGUUCUUAAAACGAAAUGCUAAGAUGGCGUUGGUCUACCAGCGUCUUUUAUCUUGACCGAGUGUUGUUUUUUUUAUGGAUUAGGUGGCAAACGAGCAGACAAGUCACCUGAUGGUAAGC